UUACCAAGGAUAAUUUAUAUUUUAUUUUCAUCCAUAUUAAAAUUUUAUACUAUUGUUUAACCCAACUUGAUUCUAAAACCAGAGUUGAAUAACAACAGCAAAUGAUGAUAAGACGCUGCUCUGAUUACACUUCACUCCGACAAGACAAAAGUCACAAAAAUCCAUUUCGCCCGCCGACACAUCGUCGAUAGACCGACAUAUCGUAAAUUAAUUCCUAAAAGAUUUUUCUUGGUCAAGCCCAAUGUAGUAGUAUAUAAACAUUCUUGCACAACGUACACUCACAGUCCAUACUUACUUAGUGAGUACUCCAAACAUAAGAAACAUGCCAAACACUAGCAGCUCUCAAAGCUUCACUAUCUUCGUUGAUGGUUGGUUAAUCCGUCACAGGUAUUUCGUUGAACAGCUUAUGUGUGCUUCUUCCUUGGAUGAAACUAAUCGUAUCUCUCUCGAAGAACAACAAUCUCUCGUGGCCCAGUUUCUAUCUCACUGUCUUCAAUACUACCAAGAGAAAUUCGCCUCCGUUUCCCUCGCCGGGGACAACGUUUUCACUUUCUUCUGCCCACCGUGGUUUAACUCCUACGCUAAACUUAUUUUAUGGGUCGGCGAUUUCAAGCCUUCUCUUGUGUUUAAACUCACCGAGGUCUCCGUGGCCGACCUCACGCGCCACCAGAAAGACCGGAUCUCGAGUCUUAAGUCGGAGACUAGGAGGAAAGAGAGAGAAGUUAUGCGAGAUUUCGCCCUCGUGCAACAAAGCGUGGCGGAUCCGCCGGUGAUGCUCGCGGCGAGGCGCGUGGGAGCGGUGGGAAUGGUGGACGGAGAAGAAACGGAUUUGGAGGAGGCGAUGGAGGUGCUUAAAGCUGGGAUGGCGGCAGCGAUGAACAACGCUGAUCAGCUACGGUGUUCGACGGUGGGGAAAGUGGUGGAGAUUCUUACUCCGCCGCAAGCGAUUAAAGUGUUGAGGACAAUCGGACAGCUUCACCUCCGUCUGAGAGACAGAGACCAAGAAAGAGCUUAAAAAAAAAGAUACUUAAUUUGCUUUGCUCUGCUUCUUCAACAACGAUGGAGUCAUCACUAAUUUUUGUUUUUCGGGCUCAACCACUUGAUCCUGAGAUUUAGAUUUCCUUUUGGUGAUUUAUGAUUUUUAAAAGAUUUGAGAAUUGGGCUUUUUUGUUUGUAGUGAUAUGAUGUCAUGUUUUUUAUUUUUGGCUUCUCGUUUCUUCCUUAAAUCAGUUCUUACUAAAUCUCAUCAGUUACUUUUACAAUCAGACCAAAAAAUGUCAAAAGUACACAGUACUUGCUUUCAAAAUCCUACGUAGCUUAUGAUGUGGUCGCC
This is a messenger RNA of Arabidopsis thaliana (thale cress), 1333 nucleotides long. RefSeq names its product RESPONSE TO ABA AND SALT 1 (gene RAS1). Gene Ontology annotation, molecular function: sequence-specific DNA binding. Gene Ontology annotation, biological process: DNA-templated transcription. The record is from RefSeq and is marked reviewed. Lineage: Eukaryota; Viridiplantae; Streptophyta; Magnoliopsida; Brassicales; Brassicaceae. Bases 323 to 1015 code for a protein of 230 amino acids. The transcript has a single exon.